Molecule: messenger RNA, 1415 nt
Organism: Cydia splendana
Lineage: Eukaryota; Metazoa; Arthropoda; Insecta; Lepidoptera; Tortricidae
Gene: NGR-B4
Product: calcitonin gene-related peptide type 1 receptor-like
Exons: 11
Coding region: 11-1099 (362 amino acids)
Biological process (GO): adenylate cyclase-modulating G protein-coupled receptor signaling pathway; cell surface receptor signaling pathway
Cellular component (GO): plasma membrane
Molecular function (GO): G protein-coupled peptide receptor activity
Source: RefSeq, a predicted model, not a curated record
GUGUCCGGCGAUGUUCGACGGAUUUGCCUGCUGGGACCCGACGCCGGCGUCGGCUGUCGCUAAACAACGCUGUCCAGAGUUUGUCAUCGGGUUCGACCCCAGACGCUACGUGUUUAAGAGAUGCACAGAAAAUGGGACAUGGUACAUGCGUCCGGAAGAUAAAAAACCGUGGACGAAUUACAAUACUUGUGUCGACCUGGAAGACUUAGAUUUCCGGAGCAUCGUGAACGACGUAUAUGUGGCGGGCUACUCGCUCUCCGUCGCCGCACUCAUACUCUCGCUAAUCAUCUUCUUCUAUUUUCGGUCACUCCGGUGCACCAGAAUUCGUAUCCACAUGCACUUGUUCACCUCCUUCGCUCUAAACAACGUCCUGUGGAUCGUGUGGUACAAGACUGUGGUCAACGAAGUCGACGUGGUCCGGAACAAUGAGGAAUGGUGUCAAGUACUCCACAUAGUCACAAAUUACUUUAUGGUGACGAGCUACUUAUGGAUGUUUUGCGAAGGCCUACAUUUGCACAUCGCUCUAGUUGUGGUAUUCAUAAAGGACGAGGUGGCGAUGCGCGGGUUCGUGGCGCUCGGCUGGGGUCUGUCGCUCGUGGUCGUGGCAGCGUACGCGACGGCACGGUACCUCACACCCGGCGCAACAGAUCGGUGCUGGAUGGAUCAAAGCGAUACUUUCUGGAUUAUCGUGGUUCCGGUUAUAGCGUCAUUAAUCUCUUCCUUCGUAUUUCUAGUGAAUGUGGUCCGCGUGCUGCUUACCAAGUUAGCUCCCACGCCCAACCAGCAUGCUCGUCUGGCCGCGAGGAAAGCCGCCAGAGCCGCGCUUAUACUUAUACCCCUGUUCGGGUUACAUUUCGUCCUAAUUCCGCUCCACCCGUCGCCGGGCGCAGCCGGGGAGAAGGUUUACCAGGUCUUCUCUGCUUUACUCACUAGUCUACAGGGCCUGUGCGUCUCGUUCCUGUUCUGCUUCACGAACCACGACGUGAUGGUGGCCGUGCGCUCGCACGUGUCCCGCGUCGUCCGCACCAACGACGCCAUCGCGCUCACAGGUUUAACGGCGGGAGAAAGCUUGGCCAAUACGAGGGAAAACGUUGUGUAAACAAUUGGUUACAAGUGGAAACUAAUUUAAACAACGAUGUAAAUGUUAAAUAUUUAGAUAUUAAUGAUUACCUAGCCGAAGGCCAAAGGUUACGAGACAGAUUUUAAUUAUUCCACCAAGUUAGAGAUCUGCGACCCAAUUUGACACGUAAAAGUAUGAGAACGGGACGUGGCUGUUGUCCGCCGUAAUAAAUCGAUUUUGAGACGUGUCAUUUCAAUUUAUGUUUAAUCAAAACGACACUCUUGACAUAAUAAGUGUGGUUGGGCAGAUCUCGUAGGUAAUGAGAUGAACCGUAUUACUGUAUAAAAUGUAAAAA